Molecule: messenger RNA, 1505 nt
Organism: Mytilus californianus (California mussel)
Lineage: Eukaryota; Metazoa; Mollusca; Bivalvia; Mytilida; Mytilidae
Product: caspase-7-like
Exons: 6
Coding region: 286-1296 (336 amino acids)
Biological process (GO): proteolysis
Molecular function (GO): cysteine-type endopeptidase activity
Source: RefSeq, a predicted model, not a curated record
CCAGUCUUUACAAUGAUUAUCUCGCAUCCAUGUGAUAACCAUAUCCUUGACAUCAGCAUUAGCUCGCUCAACGCUGCCCUGACUCUGGGGGUGUCGAGGUUUACCAUGAACAAUUUUACAUUCCGGCCAUAAGUUUUUAAGCUCACUAAUGAUGUUUGCAGUGAAUUCGGCACCAUUAUCACUUUGGAGGAUGUUUGGAGCUCCGAAAAGUAGGAAGAUAUCAAGUAUUUGCAUUGCUACUUCAUAUGCACGCUUUGAUAAAGCCAGUUCGACGAUUCCAGUAUAAUGAAGCUUGUUAGAAGAAUGAAACAGGCUUUCAUAGUAAAACCAGAGAGUAUCUCUGGGACAAAUGAGGAUUACAUCAGGUCCUCAAUCCCGUCCGGAGAAUUUAACGACAAUUACGGCUUUUCAUCAAGGCAAAGGGAACUAAACGCACACUUAAACACCACUAGAUUUUCAUCAGACACGAGAAACAGUAAUAGCUACCAAUUCACCGGUCGUAAGAUUGGAUAUGCCAUAUUCAUAAUUAAUUGUAAGUUUGAUGCGCAAAGCGAGCGUCCAUUUGCUGACCUAGACUGUAAGAAUAUGAAGAAACUGUUCGAGCAACUAGGAUUUGAGAUAAAGAUGUUAGAAAAUAAUUCUAGCGAGGAACUGCUCCAAAACCUGAAAGUUAUAAGAAAUUCAAUAGGCAGGGAUCAUGACUGUAUGACGUGUAUAAUCAGCUCACAUGGUUGUGAAAUUCCCACACGUAACAACGAGAGACAACACGUAAUUUUUACUAAGGACAGCACUGUGUUGACAGAAGAUAUACUACACAACUUUGGUGACGAUGAAUGUAAAAAUUUAGUUGGAAAGCCUAAAAUGUUUUUUAUUCAGGCAUGUCGAUGUGUUGGUGGUGUUUCAAAGACUAGUGAUAUUGACAAAGGAUUUGAUAUUCAAGAUAAAUCUGCAAAAUGCAAUGCAGUUUCAUCUACAGAGAAUAUGAACGAAGAAUCUGUUUUCCAAAUACCAUGUGAUGAGGAUUUUUUGGUUAUGUUUACCUGUUCCUCUGGCAGACUGGGUAUAUCCGAUCCAAGUAAAGGAGGAUGGCUCAUGUACUGUCUGUUUCACGUAUUUGAGAAAUUAUUAGAUACCAACUACGAACAAGAUUUUCUUCAGAUUUUAACCAGAGUAUGUGGGAAAAUGGCUCGAGAAUUAGUAGCAAAGUCUGAAAGUGUCAAAGAAUAUGAUAAGACAAAAUCCGCAGCCGUCAUCUAUCAUAUGCUAACCAAAGACUUAUAUCUGAAACCAAAGUAAUUUCGUUGUGUUGGUGGUACUUUUAUAUGAACUAUUAUUCCAACUCGAUAAAAAAAAAACUUAGUGUUUUCUUGCAGACAUGUUUUUAAUAUGUACUUUGCUUUUCUUCUGUUUUUUCAGUUGCAGUUCUUUUUAAUCUUUCAAAGGCAGAUAACAGAUUUAAUUACUCUUUUUAAUAUGUUUUUAGUCAAAUAAAGUGCUUUGAUACA